GGAAUGAACUUUCUUUGAGGUGAUGGAAUGUUCUGGAAUGGAUUGAAGUAGUGGUUGCAUAACAUUAUGAAUGUACUAAAUGCCAUUGCUGUCCCAACAGAAUGCCACCGAGGUGACAAGAUGUCACCUAUGACAUCCCAAGGUGGGGGGGGGCGGGGUACGGACAGGGUCAGGUCCAGCCAGGCCUCACGCCGUCAGAGCGGUCAUUCUCCACUCCUCAGCCCUGUGCCUCUUGCUUCUCAGCUCCUGUCCAAAUAUGACCCCCAGAAGGAGGCUGAGCUCCGCAGCUGGAUCGAAGGGCUCACGGGCCUCUCCAUCGGCCCCGACUUCCAGAAGGGUCUGAAGGACGGGGUGAUCUUGUGCACACUCAUGAACAAGCUGCAGCCGGGCUCGGUCUCCAAGAUCAACCGCUCCAUGCAGAAUUGGCACCAGCUAGAAAACCUCUCCAACUUCAUCAAGGCCAUGGUCAACUACGGCAUGAACCCUGUGGACCUGUUUGAGGCUAACGACUUGUUCGAGAGUGGGAACAUGACACAGGUCCAGGUGUCACUUCUCGCACUGGCAGGGAAGGCUAAGACAAAAGGGUUGCAGAGUGGCGUGGACAUCGGAGUCAAGUACUCAGAGAAGCAGCAGCGGAACUUCGAUGAUGCCACCAUGAAGGCCGGCCAGUGUGUCAUUGGGCUGCAGAUGGGUACCAACAAAUGUGCCAGCCAGUCCGGUAUGACAGCCUAUGGCACCAGGCGGCAUCUCUACGACCCCAAGAACCACAUCCUGCCCCCCAUGGACCACUCCACCAUCAGCCUUCAGAUGGGCACAAACAAGUGUGCCAGUCAGGUGGGCAUGACGGCUCCGGGGACCCGGCGACACAUCUAUGACACCAAGCUGGGGACAGACAAGUGUGACAACUCCUCCAUGUCCCUGCAGAUGGGUUACACACAGGGUGCCAAUCAGAGUGGCCAGGUCUUUGGUCUGGGCCGCCAGAUAUAUGAUCCCAAGUAUUGCCCACAAGGCUCUGCGGCAGAUGGCGCUCCACCUGGUGCCAAUGACUACCCCAGGGAGGCCUCCGAAUAUGUGCCCUACUACCAGGAGGAGGCCGGCUACUGAAGCACCCCAGAAUGCCAACUCCCCAUUGCAGUACCCUGUCUGGGGCUUGGGGUUUUUAUGGGUUUAGCUUUCCCUUUUCUCAUUCUUUUUUAAACAUUUAGUAGCACCCGUGGAGGGUCUGUGGGUGAUUGGGGCUGCUUUGACCCAUUCUGACAGGACUUCCUUUGCAGGACUGAGCCCUGGGUAGACAUGAGGGGUCCAUGGGUGGGGCAUGUUACCUGGCAGCAAAUUUCCCAGAAGGCUCUAAGACAGUGAGAGCCAGUUAGGGACCAGCCCUCAAAUGACUUCCUGUUUCUUCCUCUCUUGAUCAACUUCUCUUGAUCAACUUGUGGUUUCUAUUGGGCAGAAGUUUCAAGGUAGUCUUAAAGAAAGGAAACUGUGUGUGUGCGUGUGCGUGUGCGUGUGUGUGUGUGUGUGUGUGUGUGUGUAUGUGUAUGUGUGCGCGCGCGCAUGUGUGUUGGUUUUUAGUUUUUCUGCCAAUAUUGAGGUUUUAACUCAAAGACUGGGUUCUGUCUCUGAACGUUUUCUGCUUAAGGCUAGCAGUCUACCACUUGAGUCACAGCUC
Messenger RNA from Dipodomys ordii (Ord's kangaroo rat), 1669 nucleotides. It is a transcript of the gene Cnn2, whose product is annotated as calponin 2. The record is from RefSeq and is a predicted model, not a curated record. Gene Ontology annotation, biological process: actomyosin structure organization. Gene Ontology annotation, molecular function: actin binding. The coding region runs from base 67 to 1104 and encodes 345 amino acids. Lineage: Eukaryota; Metazoa; Chordata; Mammalia; Rodentia; Heteromyidae. The transcript is spliced from 6 exons.